Molecule: messenger RNA, 3560 nt
Organism: Chiloscyllium plagiosum (whitespotted bambooshark)
Lineage: Eukaryota; Metazoa; Chordata; Chondrichthyes; Orectolobiformes; Hemiscylliidae
Source: RefSeq, a predicted model, not a curated record
GGUUAAAAGGGAGGGAAGCGUACAGCGUAUUCCGAUGAGAAGGUUUCAUGACUGAUCGGUUUACGUUUGAAGCUCCAAACAUGUGCUUUCCCGGGCCGCGAUUUAAGCUGCAGAGAGCCUCCGGCUUCUUCCCAGAAGCAGGCCCCAUUCAAUGGCCACUAUUCUUGGUUCAGUUUUGUUUGAGAACAUAGACACAGCGCGGCACGGGCUCUUCGGCCCUUGAUGUUAUUGCCACUUCUCUUAUCCCACUCUGAGAUCAGACAAACCUAAUUAACCGUCAUUGUGCUAUCAUACAUGUGCCUAUCCAAGAGUCGCUUAAAUGUCCGUAAUGUAUCUGGUAGUACAUUCCAUGCACCCACCCCUCGUUGUGAAAAGGAUCUCUGACAAUCUCCCCUUUCCUCCUUAAAAUGAUGCCCCCAUCAUGACAGACAUGUCUGCUACGGGGAAAAGACUCUUAACUAUCCACUUUGUCAAUGCCUCUUGUAUACCUCUUUCAAGUCGCCUCUCAUUCUUUUUUGCUCCAAUGAGAAAAAAAUCCUAGCUCCCUCAACCUUUCUUCUUAAGACAGGCCCUCCAGUCCAGGCAGCAUCCUGAUGAAUUUUCUCUGCAACCCCUCUGAAAGCUUUUGCGUCUUUCAUAUAAUGAGGUGACCAGAAUUGAACACAAUAUUACUAGUGUAGCCUCACCAGGAUUCUGUAGAGCUGUGGAAUAUCCACAUGGCUCGUAAACUCGAUCCCUCUGCUAAUGAAAGCCAACACACCAUAUGUCUUAACAACCCUAUCAACUUGGGUGGCAACGUUGAGGGGUCUAUUGUGUUCCAGUCUCAUCUGCAGGAAUGCAUCAUAAGAUCUCUGAACAUGUUGAUUAAAAAUUUUUACCCAGAGGAGCUCCUGCAGAGAUGGCCUAGAGCUGAGAUGACUGACCUCCAACAGCCAUAACUGUCUUCUGAAAUGCAUCAUCCUCCAUACCCAGAGAAUAUUCAACAAUUGAGAAUUGAAUCAAAAGCGAGACAGAGCCUCCAGUGCAGAAGCUUUCAAAAUCACACUGCAUCUCCUCGAACUGCUGCGGUCAGUGUGGUGAAGCUGCUCUGAGACUGCUGUUCGGGUGUUCGGAAGAUCUGGAGUGAAGAGAGUUAAAACCGAGCAUCACUUCAGGAUCUGACAGAGUCGCCCAGUUUGUUGCAGCCUGAAUAUCAUUGGAUUUUGAACAUGGAAGAAAAAAGCACUGUUCACAGUAGGGAGAAACCGUACACAUGUUGUACGUGUGGACAAGGCUUCAGCAGGUCAUCUGCCCUAUCACAACAUAAAUACAGUCACACUGGGGAGAGGCCAUUCAUCUGUUCCGAGUGUGGGAAAGGAUUCACUCGAUCGUCCACCCUGUUGAAACACCAUCAGGUUCACACAGAGGACAGACCUUUUAAAUGCCCUGAAUGUGGAAAGUGCUAUAAAAGAUCUGAGGCCCUGAAGUUGCAUCAACGUGUUCACACUGAUGAGAGACCUUUCACUUGCUCUCACUGUGGAGCUGGGUUCAAGCAAGCAUGUGACCUCAUUAAUCACCAGCGGAUUCACACUGGGGAGAGACCAUUCAUCUGCUCAGAAUGCGGGAAAACAUUUGCACGGAAAUCAAUCCUGUUGAGUCACCAGCAUGUUCACACAGAAGAGAGACCUUAUAAAUGCCCAGACUGUGGAAAGUGUUACAAAAGGUCUGGGGACCUGAUGUUGCAUCAACGUAUUCACACUGAUGAAAGACCGUUCAGGUGCUCUCACUGUGGGACUGGGUUUAGGCGAUCAUUCCAACUUGCUGUACACCAGCGAUUUCACACUGGGGAGACGCCAUUCACCUGCACUGAGUGUGGGAAGGGAUUCGCUGUGAUAUCCAGCCUGCAGAAACACCAGCAACUUCACACAGAGGAGAGACCUUUUAAAUGCCCAGAUUGUGGGAAGUGCUUUAAAAGAUCUGGGAACUUGGUGUCCCAUCAACGUGUUCAUACUGACGAGAGACCAUUCAGGUGCUCUCAGUGUGGGUCUAGGUUCAAGUGGUCAACACAACUCACUGUACACCAGCGAUCGCACACAGGGGAGAGGCCAUACACCUGCACUGACCGUGGGAAGGGAUUUGCUAUGAAAUCUGAGCUGCAGCAUCACCAGCGAUCUCACACUGGGGAGAUACCAUUCACGUGCACGUGGGAUUCACUGUGAAAUCUAAACUGCUGUGUCAUCAGUGAGUUUGUGAGCAAGGGACUGACUGGUUUUUACUCUGAAUAUAUCCCUGCUUCAUCAUGUCCUUCCCUCACUGCUGGAAGAUCUAAUGAACAAUACUCUUGACCGUCUCUGAGAGACAACAGUGUAUUUUUAGACAACCAUGCAGCAGAGAAGCUUGUAGCUCUAUAAAAUUCAAUUAAUUUAUGAAGUACUUCAACGAUUAACAAGCUUUUAACCGCUAGAGAUAUCUCAAUCAAUAUUUUUCACCACUCUGGGUUCUGCAAUUCACCCCAAACAUUAUUACCCAUCAGAGUUCGCAACUUGCUAGGUUGGAACUCUUCUUGAUCCCUUCCCAAUGCCUCCUGACAUGGGGUAUCUCUGGCAAAGAUAUUCUUCAAAGUUCUGUUGAAAAUCAAGGAUUUUCCUGGCCUGCUUUAUGCACUGGUCUCUGUGUCAAAGAGUGUGGUGCUGGAAAAGCACAGCAGUCAGGCAGCAUCAGAGGGGCAGGAGAAUUGACGUUUCGAGCGUACGACCUUGAUCAGGAAUCUUCAUCAGGACUUAUGCUCGAAACGUCGAUUCUCCGGCUCCUCAAAUGUUGCCUGAUCAGCUGUGCUUUUCCAGCAACACGCUCUCUGACUCUGAUCUCCAGCAUCUGCAGUCCUCACUUUCUAUUGGUCUCUGUGCCAAUUGUAUGCCUUAUUUGUAAUUAUCCAUGCAUGUGAGCAAUCCUGAAUGUUUUGUCCCUAUUUGAUACAGUUGGCAGUUACUGAUUUUCUGCAAUCUUAGCUCUUAGCAGAGCUGAAUCACGAAGUGUAAUUCUACUCACAGCCCAUUGUAUAGUCUGUUAUCAGUUCCUGUUAUCUUCAGCUUUAUCCAAUAUCUUCCUCCCUUUUAAUUCAAAGGUUUAUCUGAGGAUCAUCCCUACUGGGUUAUUUGUCGUUCAGGGUACCUGCAGACAGUGGUGAGCAUUACCUUCUUGCAGUGAUGUAUUCUCAGCAUUACAUUACUUUAUUUCAGUUAUUUGAAAUCCAUUUAGACCAUUGCAUUUACUAAAACUAUAGUCAUAAGUGUAAUCAGUUUACAAUAUCUUACUCACUUCCCUUUUCUGCAGAAAAUAUAUUAUUAUAAGCUUUCAACGUCUUGCAUAUCAGUACAAAUGAACAAAUAGUGAGGAAUGCCACUAACUAGCCACAUCUAUAUUAUUCCUACCCGAUAGUAAGCAAUCAUGAGUUAUCUUUUAGUGUCUGAGAUCAAUCCCUGUUGUCAAUCCCUUCCAUUUCUUAACUUUCAGUUUUUUUUUAUUGUAUAGAAUCCCUACAGUGAGGAAACAGGUCCUUCAGCCCAACAAGUCCACACCGA